Messenger RNA from Monosiga brevicollis MX1, 1595 nucleotides. RefSeq lists its product as uncharacterized. The transcript is spliced from 9 exons. The record is from RefSeq and is a predicted model, not a curated record. Lineage: Eukaryota; Choanoflagellata; Craspedida; Salpingoecidae. Bases 195 to 1478 code for a protein of 427 amino acids.
CUCGCACACACACGCAGAGGGCGCGGUCUCGCAUCAUCAUCGUCUUGAGCACGUCGCGGCGCAUCUUUCGGUCGCAGCGGGACGGGGCGUGUGCUUAGGGGUGGAGAGGUGUAGCGUCGACCACAGUUUUUUCCCCCCGACCUUUUUUUUUUUUUUUUUUUUUUUUGGUACACGCUUCGUCGGGUCUGGAAGCCAUGGCGGGUGGCAAGGCGACCAAGUCGGGACGAACGGCGGCUGUGGGUCGGCUGGAUGCGGCGGCCCUGAAGCUGCUGCGUCGACUUGCCGAGCGCUAUGCAGCUGAAUUUGCCGUGACAGAGCAGAAAACACGCCAGAUCCUGCGCGCGCUCCUUGACAAGUUGCCCGACACCAGCGCGCUCAAGCGCAAGAUCCUGGCCAAUGAGACGCAGGCCCUGCGCCACUUUGCCGGCUUUUUGAAGGAUUGUCGAAAUCAAAAUGCCCAGAGUGAAUUUCUGGCCAGUCCUCAGACGUGCGCACGCGCCUGCCACUCGCUUGCUGCUCAGGCCAGCAACUUGCCAGACUGGGAGCGCGUCAUGCUGGCUGCCGUGUUGAAGCGGGAUGAAUAUCGCGCUAUCGCGGAUACCCUUACUCAAAAACUUGUAACGCGCAGCCCGCCGCCAACGGCGGCCGAGGCCGCGCGCUGGAUGGCCCUCUGUCACAAGUGCAUGGUCGUGGGUGCAUCCAUCAAGACCAUCGAGGCAAACCUGCAGCUCUAUCUCCGCGCCUUUGCCAUGGCAGCGGACACAGCUUCAAAGCCAGAGGAGCUGACUGCUUGGCGGCAACUCGCCGAUCACACCACGCGUUUCCACCUCGCGCUUUUACGCAGUGCCCACCUCACUCAAAGCUUAGGGGAUGUGCUCGCGGCCAUGUAUGCACACCACUUGGAUAUGCAGUUGCGCAUGCAUGCCGAGGAGCCCGUCGAUGUUUCGCGAGCCGUGGCCCAACUGACCGUGUUGUCCCGUGGUGAUGUGCGCGUGGCGUUGGAUGCAGCGCUACAGGUGACCGUGUACGAGCCAGCAGAGACACGACCAGUGUUGUUGGGUUUGUUGCAGGCAGUGCUGGAUUUGGCACAGCGCAACCUUUUGCGACAUGCGGAUACGAGUGGCGCCCAAGCCUUGGCAUACCGCGUGGUGCUUGUCUUGCGGCAACUGCGGGUGCUGGAUGAAGCGGUCGCCUUGUCUCGGGUUCGCAGUCUAGCUCUCAAAACGCGGCACAUGGCCGUGGCUUUUCUACAAGAGGCGCGCCCUGCCUUGGUUGCCGAUCUGGAGGCCAACAGUCGUGACGUUGUGCUUUUCAUCGUGCACAGCGAAGACGAGGAGUUUCAGCAGUUUGUUGACCUGGCAUGCUCCCCGGUGGACGGUGACGAGAAUGAGGACGAAGCUCAAGCCACAGGGGAAAUGGACGCCCCUCUCUUCAUUCUGGACACGGCUGGAACCACCGUGGUCACACGCAGCGGCUAAGCCGAUGCACUACUCGCAGAUUUUUUUUUUCCCUUGUGUAUGCCCCCCUUUCCCGCUCUGAGUUCUGUGCGUUGGUUUCAACCGCCAAUCGAUAGCAUGAUUCAUGCGAGUAAGAUG